AUGGAUCAACCAUCAACGACAACAACAACAACAACAUCAACCUACUCUUCUUCUUCAUCUUCAUCUACGACGUCAUGUCUAAUAUCAUUAUUCAGAGUUAGAAUUAAAAAGGUUGAUUGUAAAACAAAUAAUCAAGAAAUGAUUCAUAAUAUGUUUAAUAAAUACCAACCCAUCAACAUAUCAAUAUGUGAUAAUACAAUGGUAGGAACUGUAUUUUUAACAUUUGAUCAUUUAGAUAGAGCAUUGAAAUGUAUUGAAUCUAUCAAUAGUGAUGAUAGUAAUCAAAUGAAUGCAAUCAUGGCAAGUGAAUCAUUGGGAGGAGGAGGAGGCAUUGAAUCAUUGAAAAAGUUAAAUGUGGCCAAUGCAUUGUUUGGCAAUGACAGAGAACUGAUGAAAACGACGACAUUGGCAGGUACCGGUAAUCAACCAGACCACUUUUUAUAUCCUCCACCAAAUCAAUUGAUCAUUGAUAAUAUCAACAAGACCAUGUUGGCCGUACCAGAAUUCUAUACCAACAUACUACAUCUAAUGAAUAGAAUGAAUCUACCUCCUCCUUUUACCCAUCCUUUUCCAGGUGAAUCACCUUCCAGUAUAGUAUCAUCAUCAUCAUUACAAACUGAAAGAAAAAGAAAAACAAAUACAAAUAGUAAUAAUAGUAAUAAUAGUAAUAAUAGUAAUAAUAGUAAUCAAAUGAUGAUUGAAAAAGAGGAAGAUGAAGAUGAUACUAGUAGUAGUUUAAACCAAAAACAAGAAAGAAUGGAAGAAGAAAUACCAAUACCUGAACAACCAAAUAUAAUAAUAAUAAUGAGUGAUGAAAAACAAGGAGAAAAGAAAAUAGAGAAUUCAAAAAAGAAAGCUAAACAAUCACAUCAUUCACCUACUACCAAUGAUAAUAAUAAUAAUGGAGAUAAAUAUUAUAGUAGAGAGAAUGUAAUUAGUUUGGAAGAAUUGACAAGAAAUCAAAUACCUUUGGAUGAAUUGGAAAAGAAUGUAUUGAAAAAGAAAUUGGAAAUUGGACAAGAAUCAAAAAGAUUGUAUCUAAAGAACCUAUCAAAAGAUGUAGUACUGGCAGACUUGGAAUAUAUCUUUGGAAGAUACUUUGCAUCUAAAAAGGAAAUGAAUGAUAAUUGUCAAAUUACACAUUUCAAUAGUGGUAGAUUAAAGAACCAAGCUUUUGUCGUAUUUUCAUCACAAUCUAUUGCCAAUGAUGCCUUAAAUCAAGUUCAAGGUUAUAAUUUAAAAAACAAACCAAUUAUUAUUCAAUAUGGAAAGCAUAGUAAUGUUACUAAGGAAGAAGAUAAUUGGAUGGAAAGGCAAGGUGAACAAGUCGAGUUGCGACCAUUUGAGUUUAUUCACAGUGUAUAA
Molecule: messenger RNA, 1365 nt
Organism: Cavenderia fasciculata
Lineage: Eukaryota; Evosea; Eumycetozoa; Acytosteliales; Cavenderiaceae
Product: RNA recognition motif-containing protein
Exons: 4
Coding region: 1-1365 (454 amino acids)
Biological process (GO): mRNA splicing, via spliceosome
Cellular component (GO): U12-type spliceosomal complex
Molecular function (GO): U12 snRNA binding; pre-mRNA intronic binding
Source: RefSeq, a predicted model, not a curated record